AUGAAGAGUAAAGAGUAUAGAGAAGGGGUGAAGUCUUUUAUUGAAUUUGCGGUGGCAAAUUUAGGCUCAGCAAAUGAUAUUUGGUGUCCUUGUGUCGAGUGCAUGAAUGACAAAAAACAAAGCAUUCAAGUUGUCAAGAUUUAUUUGAUGUUGAAAGGAAUCUCGCCUUCUUACAAGACUUGGGUGCAACAUGGAGAAUCUGUUCACGUGCAUCAAUCUUGUGUUUCAAAUGAUGCUAACUGUUACAAUGGUGGAGGUGUUGAGGAUAGAAUGGCUGGGGAUGGCACCGAUGAUAGGGACGAAUUGUCUAAUAUGCUAGAAACUGUUUACAUGGGCACUUUCAUGAAUGACAAUAUUGACGAAUUGCCUAAUAACUUGGGGAGGGAGGAUGCACGGAAUUUUGAUAAGUUGUUUGAUGAUGCUCAACGACCCGUUUAUCCUGGUUGCAAAACUUUUACAUUAUUAUCAUUCAUUAUUAAGAUGCUUCAUAUUAAGGUGUACAACCAGUGGAGCAACUCCUCUUAUGACAUGAACAUGAAUGUAUACAAGGAAAUUCUACCGGAGUGUGAUAAGUCUGCUCCAUGGAUCCUUUAUGAAGUCAAGAAAUUUUUACGAGAUUUGGGUUUGGAAUAUGUGCUAAUUCAUGCAUGCAAAUAUCAUUGUGCUCUUUUUUGGAAGGAGAAUGCGAACCUGAAGAAAUGCCCUAUAUGUGAUGAGCCUAGAUAUAAGCUGAAUGAUGGUAAUGGUAAAAAGAUCCUUCAUAAAAUUUUAUGGUACUUUUCCCCGACACUAAGAUUGAAGCGCUUAUUUUUGUCCUCGAAAAUAGCUGUAGAUAUGAGAUGGCACAAGGAGAAGCGAGUGGAUGACGAAACAUCAAGACAUCCGGCUGAUGGGAAGGAAUGGAAGAACUUUGAUCGGCAACAUCUUGAGUUUUCCAAGGAUCCACGGAAUGUGAGGUUAGGGCUAGCCACUGAUGGUUUCAAUCCUUUUGAAAAUAUGAGCACAUCGUACAGUAUGUGGCCUGUUAUUGUGAUGCCUUAUAAUCUUCCACCUUGGAAGUGCAUGAAAGAGCAAUUUUGUAUGCUGUCAUUGCUUAUUCUCAGAAAAACGGCUCCCGGUAAAGAAAUAGAUGUUUACUUGAGGCCAUUAAUUGAUGAGUUGAAAGAGCUUUGGAAGGAUGGCGUGCAAACUUAUGAUGCCUCUAGUGGAAGUACAUUUAGAAUGCGUGCUGCUCUCAUGUGGACCAUCAAUGACUUUCUUGCAUAUGGUAACAUGUCUGGAUGGCCAACAAAAGGUUAUUUGGCUUGUCCCAUUUGUGACAAAGAUGCUUCAUCAGAACGUUUGAGGAGUAAGAUUGGCUAUAUAGGUGCGAGGCGUUUCUUGCCUGAGAACCACAUAUGGCAAAAGAGUAAGCUCUUUAAUGGUAAAAGUGAGGACAGGUCAAGGCCACGAGAGUUCACGGAAGAAGAGAUCUUGGAGCAAAUUAAUUCAGGGACAUACAGGCCGUUGGGCAAGCAUCCAAGCAUUAAUAAGAAAAGAAAAAGGGGCAAAGAUGAUGACACGAUUUGGGCCAAGAAAAGUAUUUUGUUUGAUCUCCCUUAUUGGAAAACACUCAAGCUGCGUCACAAUUUGGAUGUCAUGCACAUAGAAAAGAACAUUGCAGAAAAUAUUGUUGGGACAUUAUUGGGCGUAGAUGGGAAAUGUAAGGAUACAGAAAAAGUACGCAUGGAUUUGGCAGAUAUGGAUAUACAAAAGGAGUUACACCUAAAAAGGCGGACGAACGGAUCUUAUGAGAAGCCUCCAGCAUUGUACAUAUUGUCCCCGCAAGAGAGACAAGGGUUUUGUGAUUUUUUAAAAUUGAAUAUGUUUCCAGAUGGCUAUGCGGCACACAUCUCUAGCUGUUUAGGCAAUUUGUUUGAGCAAUUGUGCUCCAAGGCAUUAAAAAUAGCUGAUUUGAAAAACUUAGAGGACCAAAUUGUUCUUAUUCUUUGCAAGCUUGAAAAGAUUUUCUCUCCUGCCUUCUUGGAUAUCAUGGUUCAUCUAGCUAUUCACUUGCCUCGUGAGGCUAUUCUUGGAGGGCCAGUGCAAUAUCAAUGGAUGUAUCCAAUUGAAAGGUUACUUGGAGUUCUAAAAGAAUUUGUUGCCAACCGAGCUCACCCAGAAGGUUCUAUCGCUGAGGCUUAUAUUUCUAAAGAGAGUACAACAUUUUGCUCAAUGUACCUCGAUGGAAUCAAAACAGUGUUUAACAGAGAAGAAAGGAAUGAUGACGGUGGUGAUCGUGGCACGGGGUUAGCAGUCUUCACUCAAAGUGCCCGACCAUUUGGGUUAAUCCGAAGGGGACCUGAUGUGCCGGUCAAUGAACUCAAGAUGGCUGAAUGUUGUUUUAGCCUUAUAUGUUACUUAUACAUUAUGGAAUGUCGAAGAGGGAACACAAGAACUACAUACAAGCAAGUAUUCUAUAUUAAUGACACUGCAGAGAGACAUGGCAAUUGGAAAGUUGUCCAAAGAUUCAAGCAUCGAGGUAUAUGGGAUGUGCCACCGAUGAGUGAUUUAGAACCCAAUGAUAUUGAAGAAACCAUUGUUCUCAAUCAUGCGUUCCAACAAGAUGAAACCAAUGACAUUGAACCAAUUUCCAUUGAAGAGCCAACCACAAUGGAUUUGCACAGAUAUGAUAUUGAUGCUGAAAUUAUUCAAGAGGAGGUCAUUUUGCAGUGCUGUGGGCGAGAUCAAGCUGGGGGGAGUAUCGAUGAAGUAAUGGAGGAGCCUAGCGAUGAAGAAGAAGAGAUUGAUAGUGACAGUGAUACAUAUCUAGAUUUAGAGCCAUGUUAUAUUUCUCUAAUGAUCUAUCUAUAG
Messenger RNA from Phoenix dactylifera (date palm), 2853 nucleotides. NCBI's taxonomy places the organism in Eukaryota, Viridiplantae, Streptophyta, Magnoliopsida, Arecales, Arecaceae. The record is from RefSeq and is a predicted model, not a curated record.